Parastagonospora nodorum SN15 is the source of this 1479-nucleotide messenger RNA. RefSeq lists its product as hypothetical. Gene Ontology annotation, biological process: regulation of peptide transport. The transcript has 2 exons. NCBI's taxonomy places the organism in Eukaryota, Fungi, Ascomycota, Dothideomycetes, Pleosporales, Phaeosphaeriaceae. The record is from RefSeq and is a predicted model, not a curated record. Gene Ontology annotation, cellular component: membrane. The coding region runs from base 1 to 1479 and encodes 492 amino acids.
AUGGCGGUGGGCUAUGAGAUAGAUCAGCCCUCGGCAGCGACACCGCUGAGUCCGCGCGUCAGCGACGUUUCCAACGGCAGCCGGUACAUGCGCGAGAACGACUUUCUCGAGAGCCCGAUGCGCAGCCCGGCGAGUGUGGUGAGCAUGUGGAGCGAGGGCAAGAAGAAGAUGAGUGGGAAGCUGCGGCAUGCGAUUGGGAUAGCGCUGUUGCUGGCGACGGUGUUCUUGUGGACGACGAGUAAUUUUUUGGCGAGUACGAUAUUCGCAGACGAUUCCUACUCCAAGCCGUAUUUUGUUACGUACAUCAACACGACCUUCUUCAUCAUACCCCUGAUCCCCAUGUUCGUACAGCACCUCUGGCUCGACCGCUCGAAUGCCAUAUAUCAAAAGCCCCUGCUCACCCAGCUAUCCGACCUGCUAUCCCGGCGGGCUGGCAAAAUUUCCCUCCUACGAGACCACGAAUCUUCCUCGUCCAGCAUAUCCUCCAAAGCCGCAUCCCGCAGCAGCGACGCCGAAGCCGCCGAAGUUCUCCUGGGCUCCAGCACGCAGGCCUCGCAAGAACUCCCCGAAGAAGACACAGGCCUGACACUGAAAGAAACCGCACACCUCGCGCUGGAAUUCUGCAUCCUAUGGUUUCUCGCAAACUACUUUGCUGCCGCCUGUCUCGAAUAUACCACCGUCGCAUCCAGCACAAUCCUCUCAUCCACAUCCUCCAUCUGGACUUUGCUAUCCGGCAGCCUAAUGCGCGUCGAGCGCUUCACCGUGCGUAAACUCAUCGGCGUGUGCGCAUCCCUCGCCGGCGUGGUGCUGAUAUCCCUGGUCGACGUGUCCGGCGAAACAGACGAGAACCGCGGCUCCUUUCCACACAAGACGCCGCGCGAACUAGCCGUCGGCGACGUCAUGGCCUUUGUAUCCGCCGUGCUGUACGGCUUCUACGCCGUGUUCAUGAAGAAGCGCAUCGGCGACGAGUCGCGCGUCAACAUGCCGUUGUUCUUCGGCCUCGUCGGACUGUGGAACACCAUCUUGCUCUGGCCGGGCUUCUUCAUCCUGCACUUCACGCGCAUCGAGACGUUUGAAAUGCCGCCUACCGGCAAGAUCCUGACUAUCGUGCUCGUCAAUUCUGCGUCAUCGCUCGUGUCGGAUUUCUGUUGGGCGUACAGCAUGCUCCUGACAAGCCCGCUCAUCGUCACCGUCGGGCUCAGUCUGACUAUUCCGCUCUCGCUUGUGGGCCAAAUUGUGCUGGACGCGCAGUACGCGAGUAUAUGGUACUGGAUCGGUGCGCUGAUCGUGGUGCUGUCAUUCGUGUUCAUCAAUCAUGAAGACCGGAAGGAUGAGGAGGAAGGGACGCAGCAGGGACAAGAGCCUGUUGUAGAUUUGAGGGGUGGGUUUCAGAGUGUGAGGCAGAGCUUGAGUAGGAGUAGGAGGAAUAGUAGCGUGAGGGGGAGCUUGAGUCGGAGGGGCUCGAGGGGGGAGGAGUAG